Fusarium verticillioides 7600 is the source of this 255-nucleotide messenger RNA. RefSeq lists its product as hypothetical. Bases 1 to 255 code for a protein of 84 amino acids. The transcript has a single exon. Lineage: Eukaryota; Fungi; Ascomycota; Sordariomycetes; Hypocreales; Nectriaceae. The record is from RefSeq and is a predicted model, not a curated record.
AUGAUGACCCAGGUAUGGGAGAACAAGGAAGCUCAACCUUGCGGGAAGCCAAAUGCUAGGUGCAGAAUGAGGAUAGUCCACCCCUACGCUUGGGGGCCACGCCCUCGCCCCAGCUAUCAGUCAGGAAAACGAGACAGACGCGCCCAGAGCCCGGGGACCUAUCGGGGCAAGGCCACUCGUUCUCCGCCCCGAUAUCGAGUGAACUGCCUGGGGUGUAUGAUCUACGGCGUCCAGUCAAGGUCCGCCCUCCUCUGA